Molecule: messenger RNA, 6426 nt
Organism: Linum tenue
Lineage: Eukaryota; Viridiplantae; Streptophyta; Magnoliopsida; Malpighiales; Linaceae
Source: the annotation of a GenBank genome assembly
UUUUUAACGUGGCCGAGUUGGGCCGGCCUGAUUGCAACUCCUUUGGCAGAUCCCGGCCCAUCUCGCGUCUUGCGAACCAUAUAAGAGUUGAAACUGAAUCCGACCGGGUGGUCCAAGUCUUUCUCAACUGUCAAGACUCAAGAAGGUGAAAGCAGGAGCUAUGGCUUCUACGUCGCCGUCUCCACCUCCUAAAAUCCUCCUAGCUAAGCCUUCUGCAAUCGCCACCGCUGGUCCCGUCCUCGGAAAUUUCGGCCGCCAAACUCCCGCUGCCGAUGAUGAACCUCUUCCGCAUCCUCGCUCACGUUUACCUGCUCUCAAUCUACUUCCCGAUUCAUGGGACUUUCACUUCGAGCGAUUCCUCCCUUUCCUGACGGAGAACACUGAUUUCACAGUGGUUGGAGUGAUUGGACCCCCUGGUGUUGGGAAAUCGACCAUUAUGAACGAGCUUUAUGGCUUCGAUGGAACUUCACCCGGAAUGCUGCCACCAUUCAAUGUACAAUCAGAGGAAAAUAGGGUAACGGCAAGGCAUUGUACUGUAGGAAUUGAACCUAGGAUAUCUUCUGAGCGGCUUAUACUUCUUGAUACACAGCCUGUAUUUAGUCCAUCUAUCUUAGCUGAGAUGAUGAGACCAGAUGGUUCGCCCACGAUACCCGUUUUAAAUGGUGGUGAGAAUCUCUCUGCCGAGUUGGCACAUGAAGUUAUGUGCAUCCAGCUUGGUGUGCUGCUGGCAUCCAUUUGUCAUGUUGUACUGGUGAUAUCGGAUGGCACGCAUGAUGACAGUAUGUGGCAUUUGAUGUCAACGGUGGACCUGAUGAAACAUGGCAUACCUGAUCCAUCUUCGCUAACCUCCACGAGCAGUGUCUCGGGAACAGAAAGAGACAACAAAGACAAAAGCUUUGAGGAAAACUACAUAGCUACUCCUGUGUUUGUGCACACAAAAUUACAAGAUGAAAAUUGCACUCCACAGUAUUACUCGCAACUGAGGGAGGCAUUAACACGAUAUUUUGGAUCCUCUUCAUUCACAAAAAAGAAAUCUGGAAGCGUGCCAAAAGAGCAGACCUUCUCCGACACUUCAAAUUCCAAGGAUAGCAGCAUGCUGCUAAAUUUACAUUUGAUCCCUUCCAGGACCAAAAAUGAAUCUCCAAGAGCUCAGUAUGAAAGUCACCUUUCUGUUCUAUGGAAAUUGCGAGAUAAGGUGUUAUCCAUGAACUGUCCAUCGUUUGCAAGGCCAGUCUCAGAGAGGGACUGGUUAAAGAAUUCAGCGAAGAUAUGGGAGUUAGUGAAGAGUUCUGGUGUUAUUACAGAGUACAGUCGAAUGCUUCAAGGCUCAGGGAUGUUCAGAAGUAGAUGAACUGCUAACAGAUUAUGGUGGCUGAUUGUAAAGCUUGCCAGACAUUUGGUUGGAUGUAUUUCACAGAUUGCACUGUAAUCGCAUGUACUCGUUUAUCGUCGAUGUUUCUGAUGUACUGUAUUUAAAAUGCACAGAUGACGCUAUAUUAAAUACAGAAGCUAGCAAGAUAUACUAAACCAAUCACUAACCUAUAUUAAAAUUUCUUUUGAUGCCUAGCAAUCAUUCUGGCGUUCGUGGUGCGAUGUCAGUGUGCAAGACUUCAGAUUCCGACGCCAGCAAAGUAGCAGGAGCAUGCCCUCUGUCUCUUCCUCUGCUUCUAACAAAUACUCUUCUCUUCAUUGCCCCGGUCCUCCGCUUCUCCUUCUGGAGGCGGUCACCAUUCUUCUUCCUCAACUUUUCAAGCUUCUCUUUCCUGCCCUCCACAUCAGCUUUGAUGGCAUUCUCUCUUUUCUCACCAGACAGCAGAGCCAACUUGGCGAAUUUCUUGGGCCUAACAACCCCAAGUUUCUCGGUGAUCUCCUUGAAAGCAGGAACCAGGCCGGACCUCAUGAAACAACCUUCAACGAGGCGCAUCGAGUUGGAAUCUGGGAGGGUUGGUGAGUUCUUCAGCUCUAGGUCGAGGCAAAAUGGGGAGUCCUUCAACCACAUUCUCAGGGAGUGAGCCUUAGCAACCAGAAGACCACUCCGUGUCUUGCAAGGAAGGAAUGGCGACCCCAUCUCCCACAAAUACGCCUUCACUGUGCUGCUGAGUGACACCAUGUUGUACUCGGCUGUUCCGGUUAUUAGUACCACUGAUUUGGGAGACUCGGGGUAACCUUGCAGAGAUGCGUCCUGCCACCAUUUAUGCACAAGUGGAAGAAUAAAAAGGUAAAAAUUGUCAGGGACACAAACGAUCAUCCAGUGUCAUCUACUAAAAGCAUUGGGAUUGGAUAACUACUUGCCUGCAUAUGAUCCAGCCACAAGGUGAGACCAACUAGAGCUGCGCCCCCUGAUAACUUCCGGAAAUCAGCUCCCCAGUCUUUGUCAGCCACCCUGAACACAUCAUGGGGAUAGAUACCCCUCUUGACCGCCAACUGAAAAACCCACGACGCAGUGGCUCGAAGUUCAAAUGCCCACAACAAAUCCUCCAAUGCAUUUACAAAGUUAAAGGCCGCAUUAUCUUCCAUCGGUCCUAGCAUCUCAAGACAAUUGUCCACUGCUGGAACUAGUGAUUCUGAAUUUUCAGUCAGAAACCUGAUUGGAAGAUCAAACCCAGCAGCUCCCAGAGCAUGUAAAAGCUUAAUAGCUUCAUUACUCUGCUGGGCCAAACUUGCACCCCUGAUAAAGCAUGUCCAUAUUCUAUGAUCUGCUUCAAAACCAUCUUUCUUCAUCUCCUCAAGUUUUUUUAUCCCAUCAUUAUACUCUCCUUUCCUAAAAUAAGCGUCGAUGACAGAGGCGUAUGGCAGUGUGCUGAGGUCCACGCCUGUUUGUUUCAAAUUGUCGAGAACUUUGUCAGCUUCCUGAGGAUGGCCUGAGCCACCAUAUGACACCAUAAGCAAGUGCAUUGUAGAAACAUUGGGUUCUAUUCCAGCAUCUUUCAUAGUGCUCAACAGUGCCUCAGCUUUUCCAUGGUUUCCUGAAUUCCUAUAUAUCUUCAUCAUUGAAUGGUAGAAAAACCGAUCAAGUUUAUAUCCUUUUGCCACUAAAUCGCCGAAUAGUCCCUCAGCUUGCUGUACCAAUUGCAUCCUACCAAACGCAGUGAGCAAACUUUUGUAGGUACCCAACCAAGGCUCCAGUCCUAACCCUAUCAUUUCACUUAUCAACAAUGAACCUUCCUCUGGCCGACAUUCUCUGCAGUACAUUACGACCAAUGUGUUGUAAGUCUCCUCAUCUGGAUUAAGUCCAUCAUUUUUAAUCUGCUGAUAUAUUUGAGUUGUCUUUCUGAAAUCAUUAGUUCCAGCAUAUAACUUGAGCAUUGAAUUCCAUAUCGAAAGAUCAGGCUUGAAACCUGCUUCUUUCAUUUCAGAAACCAUAACUUCAGCAUCCCUUACCCUUUUCCCUCGGCAUAACAAUUCAAUCAUCACCCUGUAAAGAUGCAUGCUAGGGAAAUAACCAGCAGCCUUCAUUCCUUGAUAUAUUUUCUUCACUUCGAAAAUGUUCCCACUCCUAGCAAAUGCGUCAAUCAUCAAAAGAAUAGAGCUCUUGCUUAUUUUGAAACCCAUGUCUUGCAUCUCCUGGAUGACCACAUAAAGCUCAUCCAGUCUCUCAUCAACAAUCAGAGCCUGUAAAAGGCCAUUAAUGGAGUCUACCGUAGGAGAAGGGCCAUCCCUCAUCAUUGUGUUGAAGACCGCCCUUGCUCGUUCGUAGCAUCCACUUUCCGCGUAAGCAGCUAUCAAGGAAUUCCAGAUCUUCCUGUCUAGAACUGCACUUGUUUGUCUUACAUUCCCUACUAACCUUUCUGCUUUCUGCCAAAGCUUUGACUUACCAUAGGAUUUUAUAAUUUCUACAUAAAUAGAGGUCUUGUGCAGCAGCAAACCUUUAAUUUCUGCCAAAUCGAUCAAAUGUUGUGCUGUCUCAGGGAAGCCAAUUUUACAAUACAAGAGUAUCAUACAUUCGAAGGUAGAGUCAGGGAUAGUGCAACAGUUGGCUCUCAUGUCAGAAAAUAUCUGACCGGCUUCACCAAAUAGAUUGUUUUCUUCACAGCAUUCAAUUAAGCACUCGAAAACCACAGAACUUACUGAAGGCCCUCCUCCAAACUGUUGCAAAUCACUGUAUUCCUUGAGAGCAGCUUCCAUUUGCUUAGCCUUGCACAGCACGACAACGGAAGCUUCUGUUAUUAACUGUUUGGACGUAGAAGCAUGUUUCUUCAAGAAAUCAAGCAAAUCAACUGCUUCAGCAAGUCUUCCAGAUGAACUGUAGGAACUCAAUAUAGAUAAAAGAUCCUCCUGAUCAACGUCAGAGCCAUUGACAAUGGCUCGCCUCAGCGUUUCUGAACCCUCUUCAUAGCAUCCCCCCUUGACAAGAAGAGAAGAUAUGGUAUCCAAGUCCAGACCACACACAUGUUCUAGAUCUCUGACCACGCUUUUAAUGUCUUCUGCUCUUUUUUUAUUUUGAAGAGAUCGAAACAUUACUUCAUAGAGGGUACAAUCUGGGGAAACACCAUCACGGACCAUUUCUCUAUACAACACCAUUGCCUUGUCGGUGUUGUUAGAUCUAAGGAAGAUAUCCAACAUCACAGAGUAUGCUAGUUGAUCAGGUCUAAUUCCAGACCGAACCAUGCAGUUAAAAGUUUCUUCAGCUUUAGUUUGAUUCCCUACCUUGGCAUACCCACAGAUUAAUGCACUGUAAGUUGUAAGAGUGGGUUUAACUUGAGCAUCCAACAUCUCAGACAUCACGCCAGCAGCUUCUUCAAUCUUGCUGGCUUUUCCAAGUGAAUCAAUCAACACAGUGUAUGUAACAGCAUCAGGAUUCCGACCAGCUGAUUUCAUGUCUCUGUAAAUGCGUAAUGCAAGGUCAUGCUGACCACGCUUCCCAUACAUAUGGAUAAUGGUGUUAUAGGUCAUCUCGUCCAUGUGGAACCCCAUUUUGACCAUUUCAUCACAAACCGAAUUCACCUUGGCCUCAUUCCCUUCUCUGGCGAAAGCAUACAACAAGGAGUUGUAGGUGACGGCAUCAGGGGAGAACCCUUUACCCUCCAACUCCUUAAAAAGCUGCUCGGCUUUGGAAGCUUGCCCACAUCUGCCGUAGACUGAGAUCAUGGCAUUGUAGGUCCAGAGGUCAGGUUGACAAGCACGUGAUUCCAUAUGGCGGAAAACCUUCACAGCCUCGUCCAGGUGGGAAUGGCGGGAGCAAGCGGUGAUGAGGGUGUUGUAGGUGAUGGUGUCGGGGCUAAUCCCAGACCUGGUCACCUCGUCCAAGAGCUGAAUGGGGAGGUUGGGGGUGAAAGGACCAGCUUUGAGGCGAGCAUUGAUGAGGGUGUUGAAGCUGACAAGGUCAGGUUGGCAGCCUCGUUGACGCAUUGUUUCAAGCAGUUGGUGGACGUUCUGGAAAGCGCCGGAGCGGGCAUAGACACCCAUCAUGGCGUUGUAGACUUGGACGGUGUCUCCGGAGGAGGGAUCGGCGGUGGCUCUGGUGAACAAUUCGAGAGCCAGGGCUUCCUGGUUGGCCUUUCCGAGGACCGCCAAGAUGGUGGCCAGCAUCCGCGGGUUGGGGGAGUACCAGCGGCGCAAAUUGAGCCACUCGUAGAUCUCCAGAGCGCGGUGCCAGCUGUGGAUGCCGACCCACUUGACGAGGAAGCAGAAGUCAGUCGGGGUCAUCUGAACGCGGCGGUGGUCCAAGACGUCGGCGACGAAUUGGUCGGGACCCAAUUCAAGGAUGGAUUGGGUUAAGGUACGGACCCUCUGCCUCCAAUCUUUGGCUCUUUUGAGCGCCAGUUUAUUCAUCUUCUUGACCUUGUUCCGUGAAGGAUUGGCGGCCGACGGCGAAUGUUCAUCGGAGAAGAGAGAUUGGGAGGAAGGAUUGGAAGCGGCAGUGUCCUCUUCUACUUCUAACUCCUCUUCGUAGUCGCUGUCAUCGUGAAUUUGAAGCGGAGCAGGAGGAGCGGACGUUGGUGGAGGAAGAAAGGGUGUAGAGAGAGGGAGUUGAAGGUGAGGCCAUCGGACGGAAGGGGAAGCUCUAGAGUAGGUGAAACUGCGAGGAGGGAGGCUGUCUGGUUCUGAAUCCAGAGAGGCCGGAGGAGGAGGAGAAGAAGAAGGAGUAGAAGAGCAACAACACGGAGGGGCGGUGGCGGCGGAGAAGCGGGCAGACGGUGGAGGAGGAGAGGAUGAUGGGAAUUGAAAGGGAAGCAACAUUCCCCUGCUCCCCGCCAUUAUUUUACGACGAGGAUGACGAUAAGAACAGUGGGACUGAGAGAUGAGAGCGGCGGGAAAUUGGGCACUCCAUUGUCGAAUUCAGUUCACUUUACAGCUUCCUUCUAUUGGGAAACUGUGUGAAACGAUAUCCUCCCUCCUGACUGAGAGCACAGCACACGGCAGCUACCUGCCAUUAUCAUUCCUCCUCGUCGGAUAUUUUUCUUUGAUUGAGGCAGGCUUUCUUAC